AUGACUCCCAGCAAGCUCGCGGUGGUCAUCGCCUUGGUAGCGUCUCUCCUCCUCCUCCUCACCAACAGCAACACCAAGGCUGCUCCGGGCGGCUACCCGCCGGCUCCUCCGCUCGGCCCUCCGCCGCACCAGAUCGUCGACCCCGCCAAAGACUGCGGGGGCGCGUGCGACGUGCGGUGCGGCGCGCAGUCGCGCAAGAACCGGUGCACCCGGGCGUGCCUCAAGUGCUGCAGCGUCUGCCGCUGCGUGCCGGCGGGCACGGCCGGCAACCAGCAGACGUGCGGCAAGUGCUACACCGACUGGACCACGCACGGCAACAGGACCAAGUGCCCGUGA
Messenger RNA from Miscanthus lutarioriparius, 336 nucleotides. The record is from the annotation of a GenBank genome assembly. NCBI's taxonomy places the organism in Eukaryota, Viridiplantae, Streptophyta, Magnoliopsida, Poales, Poaceae.